Dichotomopilus funicola is the source of this 3204-nucleotide messenger RNA. RefSeq names its product linoleate 9S-lipoxygenase 1. Bases 1 to 3204 code for a protein of 1067 amino acids. Lineage: Eukaryota; Fungi; Ascomycota; Sordariomycetes; Sordariales; Chaetomiaceae. The record is from RefSeq and is a predicted model, not a curated record. Gene Ontology annotation, biological process: lipid oxidation. The transcript has 4 exons. Gene Ontology annotation, molecular function: oxidoreductase activity, acting on single donors with incorporation of molecular oxygen, incorporation of two atoms of oxygen; metal ion binding.
AUGGAUUUGGACCUUGUGUUCCCCCCGCCGCCCCCAUUGCGCAGGAGGCGGGCCUCCAGCAUUGGCUCUGGGCACAUCACCGAGCAUCCGUCUGACCGUCAACACGCCUCGUCCCUCUUUGCAAAGCUUCCUCCCGAGCUGCGCGCCAUCAUCUUCACCGAGCUGUUUGGGAAACGCAGAGUCCACCUCGCCUUUAUCAAGCACCCUAUCUUUGCCGACAAGGCGGGCAACCGGACGAGAUGGCGGCACGCUAUAUGCGACAUUGACUUGGAAACCCCGUUCAGGACAGUCGUUACCGGCCAGCACUACUGUUUUCGUGCUACCCACCGUAUGGUCCUUGAUAUUUCCAUGUUGUUUACUUGUCGUCGAGGGCUUGCAGAAAGCAUUGCGGUUUUGUAUCACAGCAACACCUUCCUCCUCCACAAUAUCGAUGGACGGAAAUUGCCGGUCAAUGAUAUCCGCAGCCUUCAGGCCAAAAUACCUCGGCAUUGGCCCCAUAUUCAUUCACUUGAGAUUAAAUGGCAGCUUGCCCCCUUCGACCGCAACACUGCUCGCAUGGUUCCUCACGACGGUGGCCGCAACGAUUACGAAGCCUUUUGGGAUGCCCUUGCCGACAUGCCGGCCCUCAAACGCCUCCGAAUCGCUAUUUUGAUGCCGGGAUAUCCUCAGGACGAAUCUGAACCAUCGGUGCCUGGGCUGCCGGCUCUCUAUCUCGACCCCAUCCAACGGCUCAAGCAGCUACAGGUUUGCCAAGUCAUAUUACCGACGUCCUUUCGCUUGGCUUUCCCCGCCGAAGAGUGGGAUUUGUGCCUUUCUCGCAUUGACAAGGACCAACACUUUAUAUCUUGGCUUGAUGAUAACGAGCCUCAGCCACGGCCCGCGCAGACGGCUUGUGUUCUCAUACCUGCUGCCCCAGAUCAAAACUCACAUCAUUUCCCGCGUUUGCCCAUCAUGCCUGGAGAAGAAAUCCAGUGGUGGCCACGUCGCGCCCUGGCCUUCUUUCAGAGCUUUUUCGAAACGCCUCUUGAUUGGAGACUGCCCAAGUGCCCAGAUAAACUCGCCGUCAAGCGCCCUACCCAUCGAACCAUCCUUCAACAUCUCUCCGAGAGACAAUACCUUACACAAACAGCCCCAGAUGAGGUCGCGGACGUUCCACUACCUUCGUUUGACCCGGGAAUUUUCGACAAUGAGUUGAUGAAGUUGAAACUGUACCCAACAAUUGAUCCUCGUAACCCUUCGGCCAUCCAGGAACCUGAGGGGAACAUUGUCGAGGGGACAUAUCAGGGAACCCAGGUGGCCUUGACUCAAGCCUAUUCACGGAUAGAGCAGAUGUUCACCUCGUUGUUCGAUGUGCUUGGAAUCGAGGCAACAUUGCCUCGCCAUCGUACACUACAAGAGCAACGCAACCUCUACCGGUUCUCGGCAUACCCCCAAAAUCCCGAUGGAACACCAGCCCAGUAUCCGCCGCAUUUACAGCAUGUGCCUGACGACCAGUCCAUCAACGUCUUUAGAAUCUUCAACGUUGCCGGGCUCGUUGAGAUGCAGGUCCUGCUGCAAAAGAUUGUCCCCAACGAGGGUGGUAUACUAGGGCGUACAAGAGAGUGGUUCCUUGAAAAGGCCCGGGCUACAGCGUUUGGUGGCGAUCCUGAAAUGGGAGUCACUAUCCAGGACGUUGUCGACUACAACAAAUAUCACCGCAAGUUCGGGACGGACAUUGAAGCAGGAGGCAACAUUGGGCUUUUGGACGACUGGUUCAGCGACCGCCGGUUUGCUGAUCAACAGUUUACCGGUACCAAUCCAACGACCAUCACUCAAGCUACACAGAGAUGGAUUAGAGAUUUCAUUGCCGCCGCAAAAGUCAAUAACUACCUGAAGUGGGCCGAUUUGAUCCAGAAAGCGGACCCAAAGUCCUUCUUUGUUCAAGACGGGAGCUACUUUCGUAGGGCGGUGGGCGUGUCGGACCCUGCUGCUGUCCUGUCCCACCAGCAGCCCGGGAGCGAUGAGUGUUGGACCGUGGGUGCAGUGAGUUUGUUCCAGCUGCACGAAGAUGGCAAGCUGCACCCCGUUGCAAUCUGUAUUGACUACAGGGGCUCCCUGCGUGACUCUGUCACCAUCUUCAACAAGCGCUUAUCGCCCCGGGAUUCAAGCAGCCGUGAGAAGGAUGACUGGCCAUGGCGGUAUGCAAAGACCUGCGCGCAGUCUACGGACUGGAUGCGCCACGAGCUGGCGGUUCACCUAACUCUCUCCCACUUUGUUGAAGAGGCCAUAAUCGUGGCGACCAACCGCACCAUCCCCAUGGACCAUCCGGUGUACCGCCUGCUCUACCCGCAUUGGUACAAGACGCUCUCGUUGAACGCCGCUGGCCGCUCUACCUUGAUACCCCAGAUCGCAGUCGACAUUGUGGGAGUCAGUCCAGAUCAAUGCUACAGCUUUCUCCGCGACGCCUACGACACGUACGACUUCGUUGGAAGUUACGUCCCAAAUGAUCUCAAACGACGAGGAUUCCCCAGCACCCAACAGGGUCUCAACCAGCCGCGUUACAGGAACUACCCCUAUGCGAAGAAUGUACUCGCUCUCUGGACCACCAUCCGCACUUAUGUCAAGUCGAUGCUCCAGAUCCACUUCCCCACCGAUAACGCCGUCUCCACGGAUGUAGCUAUCCAACGGUGGGCGGUUGAGGUCAAGACAGCGGGGCACAUGCCUUCAUUUCCCGACAUCAAAACAGUUGACGCGCUCGUUGACGCCGUCACUAUGUGCAUCUUCAUUGCCUCUCCAUUCCAUACCGCCAUCAACUACCUUCAAAACUUCUACCAAGCCUUCGUCGCCGCAAAGCCGCCGUCGCUGUGCAGCGCCCCACCGGUCACGCUGGAGCGGCUGCAGCAGUAUAGGGAGCAAGACCUCGUCGCUGCUCUGCCCAUCAACAGACAGCGGCAGUGGCUUCUCGCUGCCCAAGUGCCGUGGUUGUUGAGCUUCAAGGUGGAGCCCGAUCGGAGCUUGUUGAACUAUGCGGCAAGUCAGUGGUGGGUGUACAAAUACAAGGGGGGGGCUGACGAGGUCAAGGUUAGGGACGCGAGUGGUCAGUUGUACGGGGAUCUGCAAAAGUUACAAAGGCAGUUUCACCGCAAUAGUACGGCGAUGGAUAAGGGAAGCAUUCCGUAUAUGGUCCUGGACCCGGGGUUGACGGCGGUGUCAAUUCUCAUUUAG